Molecule: messenger RNA, 804 nt
Organism: Cannabis sativa
Lineage: Eukaryota; Viridiplantae; Streptophyta; Magnoliopsida; Rosales; Cannabaceae
Exons: 4
Coding region: 232-783 (183 amino acids)
Source: RefSeq, a predicted model, not a curated record
ACUACUUAUCCUAGUAAGUCGAGGAACCACAAAUGGGUGCAACAUGAACAUUAUCGAAAUUUUAGUACAUGGUUGAAAGAAAAGGUAUUAUGAAAUACCGAGUGAUUUGAAAAUGCCAUUCUACCAUGCCCUAUAGAACAUGAAGGCUUCGACACAGUUGGUUUAGCUGUAAACAAUUUUGUAGCUUGGCCAAAGAACCUAAUCAACAUACAUCCAGAUGAUUUAGCGAAGAUGAAAGGAAAGAAGAAAGUUUCAAGAGAUCAUUUGGCUCCACCGACUCAGCCACCGAUAAACCCAAAGGGGCCUAAUAAACAGUCUGUCAAACGGUACAUUCCCCCUGCAAAGACACAAUUAUUGUCUGGACUUUCAGAGAUUGUGAAGAAUUGGCCUGCUCAGAAAUCAAAGAGAUACUAUAUUAAACCGGAAGUGUUCGGAGGAGAAGGCCAAGAGUGUUGGAUCAGCGCUGACGAGGUGGAAGAUGUGUGCGAGCUCCAUAAGAUUGGAAAUACUGUUAUGUCUCUUUGGUGCAGUUAUUUGCAAGAACACACACUUAAUCUUGGUGGGUUGAGGAAUACAUAUGCAUUUAAUAAUCCUGCUUCAGUAUCAACUGAAGCUGGUAAACUCAAACAACGUUCAGAGAAUCUAUGUCAGCGAAUGAUGGGUAUGCAACCUGAACAAUGGUUGAUAUGUCCGUGGAAUUCAGAUGAUCACUGGUUGACAAUUAUGAUUCAUGCCAAUACUCAAAGUGUUGCAUAUCUUAACUCGACGAAUGACUUUAUCUGAACUGAUAUUAUGAAAUGUAUC